Molecule: messenger RNA, 1734 nt
Organism: Anopheles moucheti
Lineage: Eukaryota; Metazoa; Arthropoda; Insecta; Diptera; Culicidae
Gene: Faa
Product: fumarylacetoacetase
Exons: 4
Coding region: 415-1662 (415 amino acids)
Biological process (GO): L-tyrosine catabolic process; homogentisate catabolic process; L-phenylalanine catabolic process
Molecular function (GO): fumarylacetoacetase activity
Source: RefSeq, a predicted model, not a curated record
CCGAAAGCGAGAAUGCAAAUGAGCUUAUCUCCGGUUGGUUGCGCCCCAUGCUCUGUUCCCAUGCAACAUACAGUCGUUUGAAAAACACAUUCCAUCCGAUAGCGAAGCUCUCGAGAUCUCACAAACACCACAAUAACCGGUCCCACGCUUAGCGUUCCGACAAAAACAUCAACCGGUGGUCGCGCCGGACGCGUAAACAAGUUAUGCGCUCGUUCUAAGUCGUCAUCAUUGCGCGUUAGGUCUACAAUCGUAUCCAGUGGAUUUGGAUGGUUAGUUAUCUGCCGUGACCGCUAUCGUGAGGAAGCACGAAAUAUAGCUGCCCGCUCGUGGUUACCGACGCUAGUCACUGUGGUUUGUGUCUUCAUUCCGUACUUCUCCGCACCAGAGCGCUCUUCAUACCAGCUCGGAACCACCAUGUCGUUUGUUGCUGUGCCACAGGGAAGCGAUUUCCCGAUCGAAAAUCUUCCGUACGGUGUGUUUAGCACCGCUGCUAACCCUACUGCUCGUGUUGGUGUGGCGAUCGGUGAGAAGAUUCUCGAUCUAUCGGCGGUUGUGAGCUUUUAUCCGGAGAAUGUGCGAAAUGCACUGCAAGCGACCGUACUGAAUGAUUUGAUGUCUUUGGGUUGUGAUGCGUGGGCAGAAGUGAGACGCAUCACUAAGGAGCUCCUGCUCGACGGUUCCGCGCUGCACAAAGAUGCGGCUCUCCAGGCACGUGCGCUUGUGGCACAGUCUGAAGCGAAAAUGCACCUGCCGGCAAACAUCGGUGACUAUACCGACUUUUACUCAUCGAUCCAUCAUGCCACCAACGUUGGCGUCAUGUUCCGCGGCAAGGAGAACGCUCUCAUGCCCAACUGGAAGCAUCUGCCGGUGGGUUAUCAUGGGCGGGCCAGCUCGGUGGUCGUCUCCGGUACACCGAUUCGACGCCCUUACGGUCAAACUCUUCCGGUGGAUGGUGCCGAUCCGGCGUUCGGACCGUGCCGUUUGUUUGAUUUCGAGCUGGAAAUGGCGUUCUUCGUCGGAGGACCACCAACCGAACUGGGUGAACGGGUUUCGGUCCGUGACGCAUCGAAGCGGGUGUUUGGAUUCGUGCUGAUGAACGAUUGGAGCGCACGGGAUAUUCAGAAAUGGGAGUACGUACCGUUGGGACCUUUUACGGCCAAAAACCUUGGCACCAGCAUCUCGCCGUGGAUCGUCCCGGUGGCUGCCCUGGAACCGUUUCUGGUGGACAAUUUCCCGCAAGACCCCAAACCCUUCCCUUAUCUACAGCACGAGCAGAACUUCAACUUCGAUAUCAAGCUGGAAGUCGACAUUAAGCCGAAAGCAACCGGCGUAGCAACGACGGUGUGCCGUUCGAACUACCGAAACCUGUACUGGACGGCACUGCAGCAGAUCGCGCAUCACACCGUCACCGGGUGUAAUCUGAAGCCCGGUGACCUGAUGGCAUCCGGUACGAUCAGUGGCGAUGCGUCCGAUUCGUUCGGCUCGAUGCUGGAGCUAAGCUGGAAGGGCACGAAAUCGGUUCCGCUGAGUGGUGGUGAAUCGCGCAAGUUUCUACAGGACAACGACGCGGUCGUCAUUCGCGGUUACUGCAGCGCAGACGGGUUGAGGAUUGGAUUCGGGUCCUGCGAAGGUGUCGUACUUCCGGCAACACCGUUCGAGUAAUGACCUUGUGUGAUCGUGUGCGGAUGCUGGAAUGUUUUAGCAAGGUGUUAUGAAUACAUUCCUAUUUCAGUC